This is a messenger RNA of Pantherophis guttatus, 2239 nucleotides long. Its product is annotated as cytochrome P450 2K1-like. Lineage: Eukaryota; Metazoa; Chordata; Lepidosauria; Squamata; Colubridae. Gene Ontology annotation, biological process: xenobiotic metabolic process. Gene Ontology annotation, molecular function: heme binding; oxidoreductase activity, acting on paired donors, with incorporation or reduction of molecular oxygen, reduced flavin or flavoprotein as one donor, and incorporation of one atom of oxygen; iron ion binding. Gene Ontology annotation, cellular component: intracellular membrane-bounded organelle; cytoplasm. The record is from RefSeq and is a predicted model, not a curated record.
AAUGGCUUGGAUUGGACUUGUUUUAUUAUUAUUACUAUUCAUUCUUACAGUUUUAUUCCUUUUCAAAAUGAGUAGUUCCCAGAGUUACAGCUCCCAAAAGCUUCCACCUGGACCCAGGACAAUACCCAUUUUGGGAAAUCUGCACAUAAUGGAUUUCAAGAGGCCUUUUAAGACAAUGAUAAAGUUGUCAAAAGAAUAUGGUUCCGUUUUCCGUCUUCAAAUGGGAUGCCAGGAAAUGGUGGUGCUGACUGGCUAUGAGACGGUCAAAGAGGCUUUGGUGAACCAGGCAGAGGCAUUUGCAGAGAGAGCUAUUGUCCCCAUUUUUGAGGACUAUGCAAAGGGUUUUGGUAUUAUUUUUGCUCAUGGUGAGAACUGGAGAAAGAUGCGGCAGUUUUCAAUAUCUGCAUUACGGGAUUAUGGAAUGGGCAAGAGGAUUGUUGAAGACAAAAUCAGUGAAGAGUGCAGUGUCUUGAUAAAAACAUAUGAGACAUAUGAAGGAAAGCCAUUUGACCCAGCAACAAUUCUGAAAGCUGCAGCCGCCAAUAUCAUAGUUUCUUUUUUACUUGGCAAGAGAUUUGAAUCUGACGAUGCUACACUUCUAAGACUACUUGAGUUAAUUGAAGAAAGUUUACACCUUGCAGGAACCCCUUCUGUGUUGGUGUAUAAUGUGUUUCCCAAAUUGGGAUUCCUUUUGGAUGCUCGUAAAAAAAUAAUGAAUAACCAAAAAGAGUUCCAUGAAUUCAUACAGGCUACUUUCCUUGAAAAUCUCAAAGAGUUUGAUGAAAAUAAUCAGAGGACUUUUAUUGACGCAUUUCUUGUUCAGCAGAAAAAGGAGAAUAAGAAGUCAAUAGAUAGCUAUUUCCAUAAUGAUAACCUUAUAGGUCUUGUGGAUAACCUAUUUAUUGCUGGCAUGGAUACUACUUCAAACACGUUGUACUGGGCCUUACUCCUAAUGAUGAAGUAUCCAGAAGUUCAGAGGAAAGUCCAAGAAGAAAUUGCAAAAGAGGUUGGGGUUCGUCAGCCAAGGACAGAAGACCGAUUCAAAAUGCCUUAUACCAAUGCAGUAAUUCAUGAAAUUCAAAGGUUUGCUGAUAUUGUUCCAACCAAUUUGUUCCAUGCAACCACCAAGGACAUAACUUUCAAAGGCUUCUUCAUUCCCAAGGGUAUGCAAAUUAUUCCUUUGCUGACCUCUGUGCUCCAUGAUGAAUCCCAGUGGGAGAAACCUCAUGAAUUCUACCCUGAGCAUUUUCUUGACUCUGAAGGAAAAUUUGUGAAGAGGGAUGCAUUCAUGCCUUUCUCUGCAGGUCAGAGAGUAUGUGCUGGUGAGACCCUUGCCAAAAUGGAGCUCUUCCUUUUCUUUACCAACCUCCUCCAGAGAUUUACCUUCCAGCCACCUUCAGGAACAUCUAAAGAUGAUCUGGACCUGACUCCUGCUCUUGGACUUACCACCCCUCCCAUACCUUACAAGACCUGUGCUGUCUUAUCUUGAUCUGACAGGGAAAAACUCAUAAUAAGCUAUUUUCUCACCUUUUAAAUAGCUCUAUUUUGACAGAGAGGCAAAAUCUGACAAUCUGAUUCCAUAUUACAUUAUAUUCAUUAUAUUUAUUUUAUUUGAAUUCCACCUUUAUUAAUUUUACAAAUAACUCAAGGAGGAGAACAUAUCCAAUACACUAUCCUACCCUUAUUUUCCCAAAGCUCUUUGGGCUAAGAGGAGAGACUGGCCCAGAGUCACCCCAGCUAGAACUCAGAGUUUCCUGGUUAUUAACCCAAAGUUACCCAGCUGGAUUUCAUUGCUAAAGUGGGACCUGAACUCACAAUCUCCUUCUUUUCUAGGCUGGUGUCUCAACCACUAGACCAAACUAUCUAUUCUAUACGUUUCAUGUAUUGCCUAAAAGAUGAAUAGCAGUAAUCUAUAGAAACAUAAAAUAUAGGUUCUGAUAGGAAAGAACAGUGGGAAAUCAUGAAAAGCAAAGUGCUUUGUAUCAUAUUACUUCAUUUUUCUUUUGGGGCCAUUUAUUUCCUUUAGCUUUUACUAUUUUUUCUCCUUUCUGUUUCUGGUUAGAAAUUUUUUGUUUCUUUAACUUUUGAGUAUUUUAAUUACUUUUUAAAAAAGCAGCCUUUCUCUCUCUCUCUUUUUUGCAAUAGCUCUAAUUGUAAAUUCAUAUAUUUGCUUUAUAAAACUAGUUAUCAUUUCUAUUAUUUCUUCAAAAACCAAUAAAAUAAUAUUUUACAUCAGGAA